GUUAAAAAUAGCCUUUGAAAGAAAGUAACCACAUAUAAAUAAUAAUAAUAAUCAAAUAUUAAUAAUAGCCACAACAAUAACAUGGGACAAAUAAGAAUGACGUCUAACACAUAAAGUUUGGGUAAAUAUUUUGAUACUAAAUCUAUAUUCAUUUGGAUUCCCCUAGUUAUUUAUCACUACUUGAUAUUCAGGUAGUCAUAUAAUCAUAUGUAUGUACUAGGACAAGGUACAGUACCCUAUGAUCAAAUUCAUAUGAAAAUGUGUUUUGCGCUUAUUCAAAAGUGUACCAAUGUUUAACAAAAGAAAAAUGUAGUAAUAUUCGUUCAGACAUUCUUAGAUAAAGUUAUGUUGAAUGUCGGACAUUCUAAGAUAGAGUUAAGUUGAAUGUCAUUUUAUCUCAAAUGCAUUAACAUUCAUUUUCAAAUAAUUUGAUACUGCUAUGAACGUUUCCUAAAAUAUAUCAACACAAUAAAAAUACAUUGUUAAGUAGUCUACGCUGAUUUCGUGCUUUAUUAUUCAUUCAUUGUGAGCUUUAAAACUGUCGUCCAAAUUUGGAAAUCUUUAUGGGUUGCAAGUGCAGAUUUUAUCAAUAACUAUAAAAGGAGGAGAGAAUGUAAUACAUUAAACAUUUGCCACAUUGAUAUCCUCAUUCAACACGUUCAUGUGGCGGGAAACAAACACACUUUUCUUCUACGCCUAAAAAUAAAAUGUUCAAGUACGUUAACGUGUAAUUUGUUGCUUGCAUUAUGUGACUUUAAUUGACGUUAUAUUUAAAAAGCCAGUAGCAGUUGUCAACUUGAUAGAUCAGUUCUAUAUGAUUGGCACAAUCAACGCAGCAGAAUUUUAAUGUUGUUUUAAGGUAUUUGCAAAUUUCAGAUGCAAUAUGUGCUCUAUAGAGUCUUAAGCCAUAGUGACUGACAUGGGCGUUACGGAGUAGUAAACAUUCCUGGAAAUAGUGAAUAUGCUAUACACCAGAUAUAUAUUAUUCAGAAAUGUAAUUUAACGUCAGCGGUCAAACGGGUAUUUUAUGUAGUAAGUAACCGUUACUAUCUGUUACUAUAGUAAUAGACUUCUGCCAGUAAGUCAUGUCAGUUAGAAGUAUCGUAUUUAUAUAUAGAGAGAUAAUAGGCCUGCAGUUAAGCUUACUGUAUUGUUUCAUUUAGGUAUCCAGCCACCUUACACUACAUUAUAUCCUGCCAUCACAUUCAUUCCUUACAUCAGUUUACUGGGCGUUACAGCACUGUGAACUAAAGGAAACUAUAUUAGAAGGGAAAAACGCAGUACAUUUACUGAUAUUCUUAAUGUUGCACUAAUCAUGUCGAUCAUAAAAAAGUGAAUAUUUAAUACCUUGUUAAGAAGAUGACAAAUAUCGUUCUGAUUGUUUUGAUACAUCAUUAUGAGAUCGAAGCAAAGAGAUUCAUUUCAUCAUUCGACAUUUAGUGCAAUCUUACCGUGUCUACCGGUGAACAAAAAGUACGAUAUAUAGGAAUUUAAUUAUCGCGUGUAGAUUUUAAGACAAAAGGUGGCAAACGUAUUCAUUUUAUCAAAUGUAACUGUAAAGUAAUACUUAGUAAAUAGCAAAUAUUGUCUGUAAAGGGAAUGCAAAAAUGCUGACUGAAUAGAUAAGUAGGAAAAAUCACUCGGAUGUGAUAACACAGCAUAAUAAAAUUGAGUAUCAUUCACAUUGUUGGGAAAAGGAUUUCAGUGGUUGUAAAAUGGAUUAAUUAAUACCGUGAUAUUACAAAAUAUAUACCGUAAGUAAAAUAUAUAUUACGUGCAGUAAUUUAUAUGUUCAGCAAGUAGAGCACUAGGUUAUGGACAGUUGAAGAAUUUAUCAAGUCAAGCUAUUAAGAUUAUUUGUUUUGUAACUUUCAUGAAUUAUUUAUGAGAACGACUUCGUUCAAAAUUUUAUGUGUUUAUUUUGUUGAUCAGACGUAACAACUUCUUAAUGCACAUGUACAUGUUUUGGCGCAAACACAGUUAAUGUGAUAUGCUAUACUUGAAACGUGACAAUUUAAAAAGACAUUUAGUGAAUCGGGAUUUUUAAGUGCAUACGUGUCACCGAUUUUUAUACUAUGUGGACAACUUUAAACGUGAUUUAUUUAUUGCCAUAAAAUGUUUUCAGUCAAAACCGCUAAUUUAAUAUUUUAUUCAGGAUAUAAAUGUAGAAUUUAACGACAUUGGUUGCAUCAUGAUUAGCUAAUUUGGUGAAAGCAGCGUUCGCAUCACGUUAUUGUCGCGGUUACCUUACUGGACAGGCCAUGAUGUCAAGGGAUUCCGAACAGAUGACAAGCAAUUUCACUUCCUUGUUCGGAUUACUGAUAUAAUAUAAGUACAUCUGAGCAAAAAGAUUUAUUCAGUUUUGAGAAAUCUACAUUUUUAGAGAGUUUCUCAUAAAUGCGUUUAUAGAUGACUGUUACUAUAGUAACUUUUUAGCCAUAUGCCAGUUUGAGAGGAAGAUAUACGUCAAAUUAGUCAUACCGUAAGAAGGAUAUCACAAUGCACGUGCAUGCUAAAAAUAAAGUGUUAUAGAAAUUGUACUUCAGCAUAUUAACAUACACAAUUUUCGGAUAUGGUAAGUCUGGACAGAUGAUUUGUGUUAACAGAUACAGAGAAAUUUUGACAAUCAUCUAUAUACUGUUUUUAAUGCUAAAACGGAAUAGUGUAGUGGAGUGUCGGGCAAUAAUGGUUGAGCCUCCCCACAGAUCCAGCUUAUGGAGAUUUAACUAUAAUACAACAGUCAAUCUACGUGACGAUAGCCUCAACUGCGGCGGAUAUGAUUGGCAGUGGCGGGUGCACCAGGGACGUUGUGGUGUAUGCGGUGAUCUAUGGAAUGGUACCCAGCAUAAUGCUGACCGGGGCCAGUACGAUACAGGGAUCAUUGUGAGGAGAUACACUGACGGCCAUUACAUUAACGUCACAUUUGAGGUGAGCAGUAACUACCUGGGUUACGUAGAGUUCAGACUGUGUCCACGAAAUUCCAGUGAAGUUGUUCUCGACCAGUCAUGUUUCGACAGGUAUCCUCUCUGGAUUGAUGAGUCACAUGGUACUCGAUAUUACAUCGGCUCACGUGGAGGUAUCUAUGACAUUCAUAUCCGUCUACCUGGUGGACUCGUGUGCAGAAAAUGUGUUUUACAAUGGAAAUAUAAAACAGGAUACAGAUAUAAUGGAGAGGACACAUGUAAGUGUUUGGGAUGCGGCAAACAAGAGCAGUACGUGAACUGUGCAGAUAUUGAGAUCACGCCUACAGGUGGUUGGCCAAAGGAGCAGACAGGUUCCGGAAGUACGCAAGAUUCGAUCCCGGUUAUUCCAGUCGUCAUUCAGCCUACGAGAUCUACUCAACAGAAUCCGAAUACGACAAUCAUUGAAGAGAAAAUUGAUACGAGUAUGAAACAGUUAGCUUCUAUUAUAGACCAUACGUCAGCACCUACAACAACUCACCUUUCACCGUCCAGGGAGGUUGUUUCGCUUCCUCCUAUACUAAAUAUUCCAACGUUAAAUGUUACAUCUGUAAAUAAUGUAGUAAAAAGUAUACAUCUGCAGCAAACCCAUUUAGCUAAAGUGAAAACUACAAGUAUUUCACCUACAUUGAGGACAUCAGUUACAUCACCAUCUAUUAUAUCACCGUCCGGAGCACCACGUGUUCUUAUGACUGCAGCACCACGUGUUGGACAGCAAGUUAUAACUCUGGACGCUAUUCGCAGAGAAAUAGUUAAGAAACUAGGUAGUGAAGUGACAAAUGGAAUGAAAAUAUUCUUUACACCUCCUAAAGAAACUGGUCAAACACCACGGCCAGUGACAUCGAGACCUCAGCAUGUUAGAUUACCAGCUGCACCGCCAAGACCUGAAGUCCCAAAUACUCAGUUUGUCUCUGUUAGUAAUAUCUUAGAUAGAUUUUAUCCGAAUUACAUCACACCAUUAUUAUUUUCAUUGGCUCAGCCAAAGACUUCCGGUUCAAAGACUACAGCUGGAUGUGAUGUCACUUCCGAUGAGUUCCGGUGCAAAGCACGUGGAAUUUAUAAUCAAAGUCCCGGCAUAAGUAAGUGGUGUGAAAUUAAUUGUAGAGCAAGUAAUUGUGUUACUUUUAUGUGUGAAUGUUCCUGUGAGGACAAGGCGAAGAGUCAGAACACUAGUUGUCAUGCCAUCGCCGAGUUCCAUGGUGUAGAGGGGAUGGAUCAGUGGUGUAUAGCGAACUGUAAAGUAGGUUAUUGUCCUGCAAACACUUGCAGCGUCGAAGAUUGUAUGAAUAAAUCUUCAAAUGGCGAGGCAUGACUAGCACUGGGUUCAAUGACAUCUCGUACACCAGUAACAGCAGCAACAAAACCAGUUACGUCGUCACCUCAGAUUAAACCAAAGUUAGAAAACCUCUCUACAAAAGGUAGACCACCAACGUAGGGCAAAAUUGAUUGUUGACAGAAUAACUACACGUUAUCAUCCAAAUGUAAUAGAAAAUGCUAAACGAUAUUGUAUUGCACCUUGCUCGCUGUUCUAUUCAAGCAGUGUUAGAAUGAAUUGCAGCAAUCUGCCGUUACAGUGUAACGAAGUCAUUGAACCUGAUGUUUGCUUGUGAUUUAAACAUUACAUUUUGCUCCCAUGUUACCAUAACAUUUGCGUGAAAGACUCUUGUGAUUUCAACAUUACAUUUUGCUCUCGUGGAACCAUAAUAAUUUAUGUUCGUAAAACAACUUCUUAAUGUGAAAGCUGAGGUUAUUUUUCGUGAUCUAACAAAAGUACUACAACUAGCUCGAACAUGUGUGUAAAAUGUGGACAAAAUGAGUACUAGUAUAACCACGAGGCAGUAGAACAUUCUGUUAUUUUUUCAGUUAUUAACUCCGUUAAGUUACAAUGAAAUCUGAAACGUCAGUAUUUUCCCAUGUUGACGUUCAGAUUUCAUAUGGGUGUGCGGUGUCAUUUGUGACAUAAGGUGCAUGUGUAUCAUCGCGUUAAAAUUUGUUUAACGUCGAUAGUUUCAAUUUUACUCAUGCUAACGAACACAUUUAUAUCAUUUAUAUAACAAUUAUAGUGUUGAUACGUUUGUUGUAAUUGCAUCGUGAAACAUGCAUUUGUUCUUUCGCGGAAUAAUAUUACGAUCAUGAAGUCGCGCAGUAUAUGACUGCAGAACUAGUGUAUAUUUCUCGAUACAAGUAUAAUAAUAUCUAUGUUUCCAAGCAAAAAUAAUGUCGGUGUUUAUCAUAUUUGGAUACUAUCAAGUUAUUAUAUUAUAUACGCUGAAAUUUCGGUUACUUGUAGAAAGAACCGAAUCUAUUAAGUAUCCGAUUGUUAGUUUAUUACUGUCUGUUUUACAUACAUCGUUAUAACUAUUUUAUUAACAAAACUGUAGUGUAAAUAUUUAUAUAUUUAUAUCAUUCUUAAUACCGGUGAUUUUAAACUGGUAUAAUGUUUGUCAUACGUUGUCAUGUUGUCUACUAAGUUAUUCUAUGAAGCAGUCCUAUAUUUUAUACGAUGGGAGUUCAGAAAAUUUUGAGGCUGUCCAUAUAAGAUAAAGCAAACUGUAUUUAAGCACAUUGCUUACACCAGUACCUAAAAAUAUUCACCCUGAACUGACACGCACUUUUUAUGCGGGGUAUCAAUGACCUGAAAGCUUUAGAGUAGUCUGUCCUUCCUAUACUAUGCAUACACUUAUACAAUGCAUUUUUCAGCACGGACAGGGACUUGGGUCGGGCGAAUAUGGAGGGUGCGGCAAUGCAUCUUUAUGUAGGACCUUGAUUCCGUCCUACCUGAAGCCUCCUUGCUUACGCCAGCGUAUCCGAGUGUAGUGUGUUUAAACGCUUGUAAGUCAGCUAUAUAACAUAACCAGUUGUGUUGAAAUUCUCAAUAUACAU
This is a messenger RNA of Mercenaria mercenaria, 5843 nucleotides long. RefSeq lists its product as uncharacterized. Bases 2590 to 4272 code for a protein of 560 amino acids. Lineage: Eukaryota; Metazoa; Mollusca; Bivalvia; Venerida; Veneridae. The transcript is spliced from 5 exons. The record is from RefSeq and is a predicted model, not a curated record.